UAUUUAUGUUUAUUUCUGUACGUGAACCCCCAUAGAAUGUAGAAACCAAAGGCACAAGAAGUGUGUGCUUGAAUUUAUCCUCCUAUUCUGGAUCUUAGUCUCAUUUUAAUGGAGUAGUUUGGAGGGGGCUGGGAUUUCAUUUUAAUGUUAUGAUUUUUACUGUUCUCAUAGAUACAACCUGGAGAAUAAUGACCUUAGGUAAUGCCUCUUCCGUGAAGGAGUUCAUCCUGCUGGGCUUGACACAGCAGCCAGAGCUCCAGCUGCCUCUCUUCUUCCUCUUCUUGGGAAUCUAUGUGGUCUCCAUGGUGGGGAACCUGGGCUUGAUGGUUCUGAUUGUUUUGAACCCUCACCUGCACACCCCCAUGUACUACUUUCUCUUCAACCUUGCCUUCACAGACCUCUGCUAUUCCUCUGUCAUAACUCCCAAAAUGCUGGUGAGUUUUGUGAAGCAGAAUAUCAUCUCCCAUGCUGAGUGCAUGGCUCAGCUCUUUUUCUUUGCCUUCUUUGUGAUUGAUGAAUGCUACAUUUUGACAGCCAUGGCCUAUGACAGAUAUGCUGCUAUCUGCAAGCCCCUGCUUUACCAGGUUACCAUGUCUUAUAAGGUUUGCCACUUGAUGAUGAUGGGUGUGUAUGUGAUGGGGUUUGUGGGUGCAAUGGCCCACAUAAUUUGCAUGCUGAAACUGACCUUUUGUGCUAGCAACAUCAUAAAUCAUUACAUGUGUGACAUACCCCCACUGCUGAAGCUCUCCUGCACAAGCACCACCAUCAAUGAGCUGGUGGUUUUCAUUGUUGUAGGUGUCAAUGUGAUAGUGCCCACCCUGACUAUCUUCAUUUCUUAUACCUUGAUCAUUUCCAACAUCCUUGGCAUCCAUUCUGCAGAGUGUAGGUCAAAAGCCUUCAGUACCUGUGGCUCCCAUGUAAUAGCUGUUUCUCUUUUCUUUGGUGCAGCAGCAUUCAUGUAUCUUAAGCCUUCUAGUGCAUCUGUGGAUGAAGAUAAAGUAUCUACCAUUUUUUAUACCAUUGUGGGCCCAAUGCUGAAUCCUUUCAUCUACAGUAUAAGGAAUAAGGAUGUCCACAUUGCCCUGAGAAAAACUUUGAGUAAACGUGUGUUUGCCUAAGUAGAACCUGUAUUUGUUAUGGAAGUAAAUCUUAGGACAUGUGACAUUUAUAACUUGGGGAAGGACUGCCUAGAGUCCACUGACUGGCAGAGCACUUGCUUACAUUCAUGAGGCUCUAGAUUUAACCCCUAGUGCUGUACAACAACCAUGAAAACAACUAAAAUAACAUAGAUAUCCCAAAAUCAAUGAUGAGAAAAGUGUAGAACCAAAGUUAGUUAACAUUAUGCAAAUUAAGCUAAUUAUUAAGGAAAUUUCAGAAGUAAUGACAGUGAAGGAUGAUUAAUCCAUCAUACUUUUAGGAUAGAGAGAACUGUUUAUUCUGUAAUUUCCCCAGCUCACAAAUGUCUUUUUCAGUAUUGAAAACUGAACAAACACAUUUGUUCUGUCAUCUACCAGUAUGUUACACUCUAGCUUAGAAAUAACAAAGAAUUAAGAACAAAACACUAGAUGAUAUUAUGAUCAGAAACAGAUAGGUCAAGAAAUUUUUUAAAUGUUCACAUCUUUUUUUUUUUUAACUUUGUAGUGUGUGUUUAUAUAGUAGGCCUUCUUACAUGCUAGACAAGUGUUCUUUCACUGGGCUACAUCUUAAGUACCACUAUGACUAGGGUACAUCUAGACGUUUUGUGUGGCUGUGCUCCUGGAAUACUAAUUUAGUAGUCUUAGAGACAGUGACUCACUAAUUCAGUUAGUAAACCUCUGGGAAGAUUUGUAGGAGAUUUCGUUGGAAAGGUUCCUUUGUUUUUCUAGAGGUUCCUGUAUGGAAAAAAAUUCCCUUUUCACUCUGUUCUCUCUGCAGUCUUAAAUCAGUUUAGUAAAGAGGAGGUGAUGAGUCUAUUGUGAUUCCAGGGCUUGAAGACUAAAAAUGAAAUAGCAAUUUUGGUCAUUCAGGAUAAAGGGAACAUGUAUUAGAUUUUCCAUUCAUGGACUUGAGGACUGGCAUGUGAAUACAAGGACUCACUCUGUUUUCACCGGGAAGAAUUUGACUAAAUAAGUUUACUAUGCAAUGGCUACCACUAUGAUUUAAUUUUCAGUUUCUAUACUUAAGAGAUCUGUGAAAUAAAUUUGCUUCUAACCUGAAAGCUCCACUGGCCAAAGACAGAUGGAAUGUUUAGAGCCAUUCCAACGAAUCUGUUGUUUAUCAUAUUGGUCACAAUGUUAAUGGCUGCUUCUGCCUCUGUAAACAAAGCUGUUUUUUCAAGAUGACUUGGAAACCUGUAAGACAUAUGUUUGCAAAAAGCUUGUGAUCGCACUUAGACAAAGAUAUGUGUUUGUGCUUAACUGGAAUGCAACCUUCUGUUUGCAGUUUGUAUGCCUACAAAUAUAUGGAAUGUAACCUCAUGCUUUGUUUUUGCCCUUAUUUCUUACAUCAUGGGAAUCCCCAGUCCCAUGUAUAGGUCUGGUCAACCAGUUUCUGCAUAAAAGUCUUUCCUUUGUUAGAAAUAAUUUA
Molecule: messenger RNA, 2565 nt
Organism: Peromyscus eremicus (cactus mouse)
Lineage: Eukaryota; Metazoa; Chordata; Mammalia; Rodentia; Cricetidae
Product: olfactory receptor 8B8-like
Exons: 1
Coding region: 150-1118 (322 amino acids)
Biological process (GO): sensory perception of smell; G protein-coupled receptor signaling pathway
Cellular component (GO): membrane
Molecular function (GO): odorant binding; G protein-coupled receptor activity; olfactory receptor activity
Source: RefSeq, a predicted model, not a curated record